Messenger RNA from Durusdinium trenchii, 1797 nucleotides. The record is from the annotation of a GenBank genome assembly. Lineage: Eukaryota; Dinophyceae; Suessiales; Symbiodiniaceae.
AUGGAGUCGGACGACGCGCCCAUCGUUUUGGAAGAGACGCUCACAGGUCAUUGCGAAUCCUGCUUGAGCAAUACUGAACUUCCUCAGCUCCUACACGUUUGUCAUGAGCUUUUGGAUGGUCAGACGAAGAUCAGACAUCAGUUGUCUGACGUGAGCCUGAAUCUUGGUAUUCUGAUGCGCCAAAAGCAAUCUAGGCCACCGGCGCAAACCUAUGAGUCGGUCGCAGAGGACUACAUGGAGGUCAAGGUCACGCGAACGGAUCCCUUCAGCAUGAGGUCGGUGCAACUGCCGAAGCGGAACAGUGUGGGACUGUUGCCUUGCCAUGCGAAAGAGCAAACUCCUGUCAGCAGCAAGUCCCUGAGCUCCUUUCGGCAAAUUGAUGCCUGUGUGGAUGGAAGCAUCUUGAGACGAGGAAUGACUCGAAAGAUUAUGGAGAGCGCUAGCGCCUCUGUGUCCAGAAGUUUCUCCUCACACAAUCCUGAACCGUCAGUUUCGAUGAAGGCUCCACGGAGGAAAUCCUUGGUGGUUCCAGAAGGAAGCCCAGAAGCUUUUUCCGACAUCAGCAAGGCCAAGGUACUGAGCACUGAGCAGGAGAUGUCCAUGAGUGCUCUUUUUCGCGACCGAGAGACGCAGCUGAUGCCAAAGACGAAGACCCUCACCUCCAACACCAAAGAAAGCCCGACCAUGCUUACGACCACGGAAGGAAAGGAAGCGCUGAUGGACGGCGAGCCAUGCUGGCUGAGAUGCUGGUUGCUGGUGGUGAGGUUUUGGAUCUAUGCAGUGGCGCUCCUUCCCUGGACUCCGUGCCCGGCGGUUGAGGAGGACACCUGGUGUUCUCGCUGUGCGCGGCGGAUGUCCACUUCUUACCGUUGGUUCAUGAUUUUACUGAAUGCCUCGACGGUUUGCCUGAUCAUCUUCGGCUGCAUCGCUGCGCCCAAUGCGCCCAGCGAGUGGUUGGGCCCCGGAUUUGGCGCCUCCGGGUUGCUUUGUUUGGGCGCUUUGAUGGUUUGCCUGUCGGCACCUUCGAGAAGCCAAGAGUCGGAAAGUGAGCAAGAGGCACUGAUGGAGUACCUGGAGAACUUCAUGGACAUCACAGGCUUGUCGAUGCGAUGGAAACAGCGACAGGGUCGGAAUGCCUUGAUUGCAAUCUUGCUGUGGCUUGUGGUAGUGGGCGUCAAGACGUGGCUCAUGUUGGACGAAUGCUCACUUUCGCAGGUGAAGGUGAUAGAAAUCGUGGGGUAUGCCAUUGCAACGGCCUGCCUGUCAGCCAUGUGCUACCUACAGCUGACGAGUUGGCAUGGAAUCACAAUGGUGAUCGUUUGGUUUGCUCAGUCCUUGCUGAGUGGAAGGUGGGAUGUGCAAACAUCAAGGAGGAAUUGGCGCGAGGCGGUGAGUCUGAUGAGAGUGACCUCGCGUGUCUACCAGCGAUCCUUUGCGGUUCUUCUGAUGACCACACUCUUGGUCUUCUUCGGUGCUUUGAUCGAUAUUGGUCAGGGUGAGGUGCUGCCCACCUUGCCGAGUUUGGUUCUCGCAGUCGCAUUGAUGAGUUCUUCCUUCAUGGCUGCCUCCGCAACGGCUCACUGUACCCGGCUCCCAUCAUUGGUGAGCAUGGUGGACGGGGAUGAGGAAGAGGAGGAAAAGAAGUUCUUAGAGCUGGCACACUUCUUCACGCUUUGUGAAUCUGGUUUCUUCAUGUGGGAUACUCGUGUCAGUAUCGGGGUGCUCCAAAAGUUUGUGUACUUCAGCGUGGCCAUUGUGAGCACAAUUGGCUUUCAACUGGGCGUUUUCCACUUGUGA